Xylona heveae TC161 is the source of this 824-nucleotide messenger RNA. RefSeq lists its product as hypothetical. The record is from RefSeq and is a predicted model, not a curated record. The transcript has 2 exons. NCBI's taxonomy places the organism in Eukaryota, Fungi, Ascomycota, Xylonomycetes, Xylonales, Xylonaceae. The coding region runs from base 178 to 594 and encodes 138 amino acids.
CCGGCAACGGUGCCCCUGUUGCUACUACUGGCAACGGCCUUGCCUUCUUUUUACCGCUAGCGAAGAAGGAGACUAAGGAGAGGUAAGUCUCGCACUCCCGUCUUCUUCCCUGACCUCUACUCGUUGUCCAAACUUUUACAUUCCAUCUUACUCGGCGGACUUGCUGAUAGUCACAGCAUGCCUGAUGAGGUGACCAUGAAUCAGAUGAUUACGGCCAUGGUCUAUGAAUUUGAACGCCUUAAUCUUCCCAUCCCCACUGGCCUCAUCUCUGGAAUUUCCCACCAGAAUCGCACAAAAGCUGCUAUUGAGCAUAACCUCAGGCCCUUUAGACGCGCUGCGGACAACCUCAAAAAGAUUCUGGCUCAAAACCCUGAUGCCUUCCCGGCCAAAAUUACUCAACGUAAGCGCAAAGCGCCCGUUGAGAAGCCUGCCGAAGCGGUUACCAAUGAGCAAGUAGCCAAGGCUGAGGAGCAAGUUGACGCUGAGGACGAGCUUGACACCGAGGAUGAGAUCCCGUUCCAGGCGCCGGUGGCCAAGAUGAUGAGGACUGCCGAGGGCAAGAAGGCUGUUUACUCUCACCCUCAAGCGGAGUAAGCAACCGUCCUACAGCUUCAUUUUCAGCCUCUCGCUUCCCUCUCGCGUCUGCAAUUUGUCGUUUGAGGAUUCCUGGGAUUGGACUGAACAUCUGGAGCACUGCCUUUUUUUACGAGAUCUGAUCAGGUGAUUUGACUUUUAAGCUCGAGAUUUUUUUCCUUUGUUAUUGAAACUUGCGUUGAUUGUAUUUAAGCCUAUUGUCAAGGCCGGAUUGUUAAAUGGGAACUCUC